Messenger RNA from Leptidea sinapis, 4214 nucleotides. It is a transcript of the gene Mybbp1A, whose product is annotated as myb-binding protein 1A-like protein. Gene Ontology annotation, biological process: regulation of DNA-templated transcription. Bases 114 to 3464 code for a protein of 1116 amino acids. The record is from RefSeq and is a predicted model, not a curated record. Gene Ontology annotation, cellular component: nucleolus. NCBI's taxonomy places the organism in Eukaryota, Metazoa, Arthropoda, Insecta, Lepidoptera, Pieridae. Gene Ontology annotation, molecular function: transcription corepressor activity; sequence-specific DNA binding; RNA binding. The transcript is spliced from 6 exons.
AGAUGGACGAACAGAACCAAAAAAAAAAAAUCUCUUUGGUAGUUGGGACUUACGACAAGUCCGAGUCCGACAUGUGCGCGUUUUACAAAACAUAAACAUUAAAAUACUUUAAAAUGAAAGAAUCUACGACGAACAAACCUCAAAGAGAAGUGACUGCGUCUCUAUUAGACUAUUUUGGUCACCUUACAUCUAAAACGAAUGAAGUGAAAUUAAAAGGCGCUACAGACAUCAUUAGACAGUUAGAACGAAAUAAGAAUGAAAAGGAUGUAUCAUAUUCAUUAAGAAGGUUAGUUCGGAGUCUUGGUGCAAAUAUUGCUGAAUUGAGGACUGGAUAUUUUGCGACUCUAGUAAAUUUACUGCAGAGAUUUGACGACAUAACUGUAUCCCAAUUGCUUGAUCUGGUGAAAAAAGAACUUCAUGCUAAUGGGUCCUCCAAAAGUGAGGUUGGAGAUGUGUCCUUAGGGCAUAUAUUAGUGUGUGGGGCAGUAUUUCGGUCUGGAUUAAUGCUAAAAUCUUCUGAAGAUGAACAAAAGCAAAUACUUGAGGUACUGGAAAAAGCUGGGGCAAAGAAAUCCUAUUUGAAUACUGUUGCUUCGCUCACAUUACUUGAUUUCAUUGAGAAUUUGGAUGAGGAGAAAUUUAAACAAAUAAUUUGGAAAAAUGUUAAACCAAGAUUCAAGAAACCAAUCAAUGAAUAUAAUAUGAGUUCUCUACACUUUCUUCUUGUAGUAAGUAGGAAGUUCCCAAAAGCAGUUAAAAUUACAAAGCUUCUUGGUGUGCCAACAAUUAUACAUGAAGAUCAUAUAAAAGAAAUUUGUGACAUUCUUUUGAGUGGAGUAGACUUUGGUUCCGUUAGUCACCCAAUUUAUGAAGAAAUUGGAAAACAAGUUGCAAAAGGGCCUCUUAUGGUAGAGUUUUGGUUAAAAGUUGACAGUUAUCUUGUUAAACAUAACAGGAAUAGAGAACUUGUUGCAUUAAAUAUUCUUAAUACAAUUUUUUUGAAUGUUGAUAGCAAAAAUUAUGAAUUAAUACCAGACCUAAUAAGUAACAAUUUCUUUAAACUUUUCUUGGAUUGGUUUAAAGGACUUCAGACUGCUAGCAAGAUCCGUAGUAAAAGAGAAGAUGAAGAUGAUCAUAAACUUAUGAUAAAGACAGAAAAAGAUUUCCUAAACACUGUUGCAAAAGCUCUUAAAUCUGAAUCUAUCACGAGCAGUAUAAGAGUAAAUAUUUUAAAGAAGUUGUUAAUAAACCCUGGUGAAAUCAAUUUGGCAGAAAUAACAGGAUCAUCAAUUAUUAAAUCAAUUAUAGCUGAUUUAGAUAUUAGUGGUGUUAAAGAAAUGGCAAAAUUGUUUAAAAAAGUUCUACUGAACAGUUCAAAAAAAGUGGUUAAGGAUGAUGUGGAAAGGAACUGGUAUAACAAUGAGAAAAUUAAAGCAGCGGAGUUGAUUUCUCAUUUAGUAAGCCAUGAGACUGUCAGAGAUGAUACAUCAUUUAAAAUUAAGUAUAUGCAAAUAUUGAUGUGUUUCGGGUUCUUUAAGAUAAGUGGAGAAGAUAACAUCCCAGUGAGCAGUGAAAUGUCAGGGUCCAUUAAAACAUCAUUUUAUAGAUGUUUUUCAUCAAAAUUCACAAAUGUUGAUGGACUUGUCACACUCUUAUCUUCCUUAUGUAAUUUCAUAUCAGUGAAAGUAAUGGAAAAGAGUGAGAUUCGUGAAAAACUGGAAAAGCAAUUUUCCAAAGAAAAUAUUGAAUGCUGGGAUAUACUUAUAAAAAUGUGUGAUAAAAUAGAAAAACAUGAUUCAAAAUCCAAAGUUGAUAAGGUAUUUCUUAUUUUAUUAUAUCAGCUAGGAUUGUUCCUGUAUUCUGAACCAACACAUGUUAAAAUUGCACAAAGUUCAAUACUAGAAUUAAAGAGUUGCUUUGAACAUUAUAAAAAAAGUGAUGGAAAACAAUUUAAAGGUGAUUCAUCAAUGGAUGAUGAACCAGAGUGGAUUGAGGUAAUGAUAGAAAUAUUACUAUCUAUUUUAUCUAUUGAGUCAAGUGUGCUAAGAUCUAUUGUUCAAUGUGUAUUUCGUCUUUUAUGGGAGUAUCUGACUCCAACAUCUAUUGGCCAAAUUAUAUCAGUGUUAGACCCAGAAAGUGAAGAUAAUCCACUAACAAAUGACAGUGAGUCGGAAAAAGAAAGUGAUGACCAAAGUGACGAUGACUCAGUACAAGACAGUGUUAAAGAAAAUGGACUUGACAAAAAUAGUGAUACAGAUGAAAGUGAAGGAAGUGAUGACGAAAAAGAUGAUGAUGACAUGAAAACACCUGACCAGUUAAGAAUGGCAGUACAAAAGGUUUUAGGAGCUGCAACACUUGAUGAUGAUGCUGAAAGUAUAGAUGCUGACAAUAUUACUGAAGAAGAGGGGAAUAAACUUGAUGAAGCCUUAGCUGAAGCUUUCCGCCAAUUUCAUCAAGGGAAAAAUGGCAAAUCCAAAAAGGACCGUAAAAACAAGAAAUCCUUAUCUGAUUUUAGGAUAAGGGUUUUAGAUUUGAUUGACAUUUAUUUAGAAAAAGAACCAUCAAUGGAUAUAUGUGUUGGUAUGAUAGCACCACUAACAAGAUGUCUAGAGUUUUGUAUGCUAGACAACCAAUUCAAUGAGCUAGAGAACCGAUUGAGAAAAACUAUAAAAACAUUAGCUAAAGUAAAAAAAUUCACAUCAACAGAUGAUAUUACUGUUGAUAUUCUUUGUGACCAUUUAAAGGCAAUUAUAGAUAAGGGUACACGAUCACACUUUAUGUAUCAAGCCCUUGGCGAUGUUAUUACCAGCUUUGCAACAUUUAUUAUUCAUUGCUCACAAAAAAUAUUAGGCCAUGUAAAGUCUAAAAAACAACAGCUCUCGCCAUUAGUUAUAAUAUUGCAAGAAACCAUGACAAGUUUCUUUUUGAAUCGGAACUGUUUAUUACCAAUAAUAUUCUUCCAUAGUAUACUACAAAUGGAGUGGAAAGACAGAUGUGAACUAGUUCCAAUAAUAAUAACUAAUAUUUUUAGUAAUGAUGUGAGACAAUUUAGACGGCAUGAAGGUGUUGAGCUGUUAAUUGGAUUCUAUAGAGGUUUAAAUAGAAAUAAAACCGCAACUAGUACAAUUGAAGAGAAAAUAUUGUCCAUAGAGAGACAUUUUGAAACUGCGCUGUUAGCAGUAAAAAGUAAUCUGGAAUUCAAAGUUAAAAAGAACUUUGUUAAAUUAGUGAAAAAACUAAUUAAUAUUAUCAGAUCUGUACAUGAAAACUGUCAAAUACAAACAGAAUUAGACUUCAGUAAUCUAUUAAAUCUUGUAAGUGAGCUCAAAUUUAACUUAGACAAAAGUGCUCCUGCAAUCCAGAAUCCAGUCAAUGGAAAAAAGAAAAAGAAUAAAAAGAAACGUAAAAAUUCCAUUCAAGCAAAUGGUGAUGAGCCAAAACUGAAAAAAAUAAAAAGUCAAUAAAUCAAUUAUACAAUACUGCUUUUUUGAAUAUUAUUUUAGUAUUUGAAUAUUUUACGAAAUUUCUAUUUUAAUUAAUAUUAUAAUAUGUUCACUCAAUAAUAAUAUUAGUAAAACUUUGUGUAGGUAGGUGUACACCAAUUUAUAAACUUGUCAGUAUAAUAUAACUUUCAGAACUUUAAAUUAUUUUGGAUAGUUGAUGAACAAAAAAGUUUAACUCUAAAUUCCCUUCAGCUUGAACUAAAUUUACAAGCAUAUUGUUGCUAUUUGGGUAAUUUAGUAUUCCAUAAAAAUAAAUAAAAUUCAAAAUAGCAUUUAAGGUAUAUGAGACAUUUUAUUUUACAUGGGAUCAACAGACAUUAUCCAUAAUUUUAAUAUCAAAAUCUGUAUACAAUGUUGGAUAAACACAUUUAUAAAACAAGCCAAUUGAGCAAAGAAUGUAAAAUGACGUCGCGCUUUUCGUUAUUAAUACCCUAUUACUAUCAAUACUCAACACACGGUAGUUCUGUGCACGUACAAAAAAUGUAGUAGACUAUUAAUGCAUUACAGGUCAAUCGUAGAGCGGAUUUGUUGGUGAUAGCUAAUUUACUUUUUUUUGCGUGAGUACGCAUAUGUGAACACCACCAUUUUAGAUUCUUAACUCUAUUAGCUUGUAUUAAUCAUUGUUAUUAAUUUUAUGUGAACAAUUUGAUCUGGCUGAUCAAGAUAUUGUAAAAGUCAAUGCAUUUAAAAUUAUAAACUUUCAAAAUCAAA